AUGCAAAUUUGCAAUUAUCGUGAAUUACCUGGAUGUCAGUUCGUUGUCACAUUAGGGCUGCAUUCUGUUCAUUCAUUACAUUUACAUAUUUUUAUCUUCUUUGGCCUUACAUGUUGGCUUCAGUCGUUACUUCACAAAUCUAACCAGGCUGUUAAAAUAUCUGAUGGGUUCCGAAAGAAUCCAGCCAAAUUCGGGGUUUCCUCUUCCUAUGUUGUCGAUGCUCUGAAUAAGUAUACGAUAGAGAGCAGCUGCUUAGCUUUUCAUGUUAGAGCUGUCGGCGGUAAUGUUUAUACGGGGUUUUAA
Messenger RNA from Schizosaccharomyces osmophilus, 303 nucleotides. RefSeq lists its product as uncharacterized. The coding region runs from base 1 to 303 and encodes 100 amino acids. The transcript has a single exon. Lineage: Eukaryota; Fungi; Ascomycota; Schizosaccharomycetes; Schizosaccharomycetales; Schizosaccharomycetaceae. The record is from RefSeq and is a predicted model, not a curated record.